UCGCUCUGUUCCCUGUUUCAGAAGAGGAUGCGUUUUCUAGGCGGUCCUCUUGUCAAGCAUCGUGAUGCCAACGUGAGCGCAUUUCUUUGGGCAUUUCUCGUCCGCUCCCAGGUGCCCUGCCGAUUUGUAUGCCAGCACCAUCCUGUUGGCUCAGGGCAGUCAUCCAAGGUAUUGGAGGGUCAGCUUCUAGGGACCCACCACCGACUUCUUCCUAUUCAGAAACGUUGUGGCUCGUUGUGUUCCUUUGUGGUUCCCUUAUGUAUUCUAGCAGCUUCUCUGUUCCAAGAACAUCACAUUAUGCUUUUGGUCAGUGCUGCAUGAAUCUGUUCCCCAUUUAUUCUAGGAACUGGGGCUUCACCUUAAUCUCUUAGGGUCCAAAGACCUCCAGCAGCGCCUGGUGGGUGUGCUUGCGCCUGGAAACGUCUUCCCUAUCAACGGCCCUGUCAGGCCAGCCACUGAUGCCCUAGAAAUACCCAAGAGAGCAGGCCUUGUCUCUCGCUCCUGGUUGGUUUCUAGUGCUGAGCGAUCCAGGAAAGAGUCUGUCUAGUAUCCAUUGUACACAGUCCUUUAUUAUCGCAAUGCAGUAUACAGAAAUCAUCAAGGGAAUGAAAACAUCCAGUUGCUCACUCCCACUAGACACACGUCAAGAGUCCCAUAAUGACUGGAGUUUCCGAUGGUUGCGCUGGGAGGGGACAGCGGUCAUGGGCAUGCAGAACUGACACUGAGGUGACUGCUGCAGCAUCCUGGUCUCAUUAGAAGGGAUGAAACUCCAAUCCCUGUCUCCUCCGAGGGCUCCGGCUCCACACCAGCCCCGUGAACCUCUGACAGCGCAGCAAAAGGGUCAGGCAGACGCUGCAUGGCCCAGAGACAUCUCCACGCACCUGGGAGGAAGGGGUGAGGCAGUUUCUCUCCUAACGGCACUGCUCCUCUUUCGGUUCCUACAGAUCUGCGUGUAGAGAGCCUCGACGACUCCAACAGUGAGGACGAAGUCUCUGCAGGUAGGGAACGGCACCGAGGAAGGGAACAGUGGGACAGGGCUCCCGGGAACCUGGGGUUGCCCCUGCCGCUCUGGAGAAUGAAGAAGGUCGGUCACAAACCACCAAGGAAAGGGAUGCUCUGGCACAGGCACGAUUUGCUCAUUUCACGGUUUCUGAAUGAAAAGAGCAGACAAGGUGCCCACGGGCCUGUAGGGUAGGCUGGGUUUGUCAUCACCACCUCGACUCCUUGCGCGGCUCCUUUAAGGAUCUUUCCCAUCAAACCAGCUCGUGCCUCCCUUGGCCGCUGCCACAUGUCAAAGCUUGGUCUCUUUGCUCCUGGCCUCUCGGGGAUGGUGCACAAGACAUUCUGGAUCUUUCUUGGCACGGGCCCAGACCUGGUCAUGCUCGGGACUUGGCGGCCCCAACCACCCUCUCCUGGGCAAGAGAACCGGGACGCUACGUUCUGCUGUGAGCCAGGAGGUGGAAGACGGGUCUCAACUCUCUCCCUCAUAACCUCCACUACCAAACCGUCCUGGUUCUCUCCAAGCUGCUGGACCUUCAAGGGGACGCCCAGAGCUGCAGAAGGGAAAGCGUACUUCCCCUGGGUUCACCACACGGGCUCCCGGAAAUCGUAGCUUCUGCCCGCCUUCACACCCCAGCCGAGUCUGACCUGUGGACGUGUUCCCAAGGGAAGGACGCCCCCAUGCAGCUGCCCUGGAGACCCCCUGUGGCGGGCCACGGUCCCCCAGGCCUGUGUGAAGGGGCUGCUGGACCCGCUUCACACACUUGCUGCCCCGGGUCCACUCUACCUCUCACCAGCUGGCGUCGAGGCAUAGCACAGAGCCUCUUGGGAGCAGGGCCAGGGAGUCACCGCUCCUCUCACAAACCCACCUCGCCGGCACACAGCCCUGGCCAUGCUCCCCACUCCCCAGGCACGCCCAAACGGCAAACGUUCCUCAGGCCUGCCCGGGGCCCUACACACACCUCGACCGCGUCCAUUCCCUGCAAGCCUCCGCAGGAGCACUGCCCGGAAUCCUGUGUUUCAGUGACCACACCGCUAGACGUUUUCCAGGGCUGCCCUGAACAGCUGAGGCCACCUGCACAAUUUCCUGUGCUCCCGUCUCCAUUCAACCUCUGUAACACUUCAGGAAACAGAGGCCGUUGCGUUCCCUGAAACACGUCCCUGGGAAGGUCAUCUCGGUCCCUGGGCAGACAUGGGCUGUGGGGAGGUGCUGGGCCAUCUCUCCCUGCACUUCCCCAGCAAUCCCAGACCCAUGACAGCUGCUCCCAGCACAGAGGGAUCAGGGGACCGAUUCCGGGGGACCCAGGACAUCUACCUCUCUUUCCUUGGUUGCCCCCUCCUGGACAACAAUAGGACUGGUGGAGCUUGGCAGGGGGAAGGACAUGGAGCAUCUCUAGGGGAGGAGGAGCAGGAGGAGGAGGAGGAGGAGGAAGGAGAGCAGGGAGGGACAGGAACAAGGACGGAGGAAGACAAAGUCACGCAGAGGCAGUCUCAGGGACAGGGACGGCCUCCAGAGGGGAAAGGAUCACACAGACGGGCUUCCGGGUCUUGGAGGGAAUCGGAGGUGGGAAGAGCAGGUGGGCAACCAGAGACCCCCCCUGAACCCUGCGGAGAUCAAGCGACCAAGGCCAGGGAGGACUCGGCGCUAGGGACCCACCCCACUGAGGGCAGAGCCCAGCAUCCCCAGAGCAGCAGGCCGUGGGUCGUCAGCUGCACUAACUCCCCUCUGUCCUCUCUCACGGCCACCCUAGCAUCCUCGCUGCUCUCUGACCCGGAGGAGGAUUCCACGGAAGACGACGAUUCCGACGGAAGGAGCCACCCCGUGCCUCUCUCAAGCAGCUUCCCUUCUGUGGACUUGACACAAACAACAAGGGAAGCAGGAGAGGAAGACGACUCGGGAACGGGCUGCGCCACAGGACAGCCUGCCCACGACCCCGAGGCACCAGAGGCUCCUGGGGUGCGCCGACAAAGGGAGCCAGGACGGCCCCGGGGCCCCACUUGCGGCUCCGAUUUGGGCCCGGAGGAGGAUUCGGCGCCAAAGGGAAGACUUCUGGGCAGCCCACCAGAAGACGGCACUGGAACCCCGAGGGCGAGGCGAGAGGACCCUCUGAGUCGGCCGCCACACCCAGAGGUGGCUGCCCAGGCCCUGCCGGGGCUGCUCCUCCUCCCGCUGUCCCCUCCAGUCCCCGGCAACCCUGCACAGCAUGACACAUGCAGGACGAAGCGGCGCUGCCAGGGCCCCUUGACCACCCUGGGAUCCACUCGAGGGGCAGCAGCCCUACCCCUGCUGGAUUCCCCGAGGGUGCCGCCCCGGAACCGCCCCUGGCGCUUCCACGCACAGGACCACUACCCACCGCCUCACCAGGAGCGGAAAGAGUGUCACUUCCUGGCAGGAGUGGGAACCCCAGGAUCUAUCAGGUACCUCAGGAAAAGGAACCUGCCCAAAUCCACAGGUAUCACAGGCAAGUCCAAUGGCAAGCCCUUCCCUUGGCUUCUGGCCUAG
Messenger RNA from Lutra lutra (Eurasian river otter), 3502 nucleotides. RefSeq lists its product as uncharacterized. The transcript has 6 exons. The record is from RefSeq and is a predicted model, not a curated record. The coding region runs from base 2192 to 3502 and encodes 436 amino acids. NCBI's taxonomy places the organism in Eukaryota, Metazoa, Chordata, Mammalia, Carnivora, Mustelidae.